Neolamprologus brichardi is the source of this 871-nucleotide messenger RNA. NCBI's taxonomy places the organism in Eukaryota, Metazoa, Chordata, Actinopteri, Cichliformes, Cichlidae. The record is from RefSeq and is a predicted model, not a curated record.
AGGAAGUCAGAGCGACAACUGACUCAUCUGACUGCUCAUCCGUUUGUCUGUCUGCAGCAGGAACAACACCGCCAUGCUGCCGCCGCUGCACGCCGUCUGCGUCCUCUCAGCGCUGACCUGUGUGUCAGCGGUCACCAUGGAGACAGUGGUGGGCCACAUCGGGACAAAGGUGAUGCUGCCGUGUCGCACAGGGGCGGGCAAACAGGGCGGAGUGGAGGUGUGCUGGGGGCGGGGCAAACCUUCACUGUUCACCUGCCACAACGCUGUGAUCAACAGCGCCGCAGCCCGCAUCACCUACAGGAAGUCACAGAGGUACUCUGUGUCUGCCUCCUCCUCUCUGUCCAUCUUCCACUCACAGCCGUCGGACUCGGGUUUCUACCACUGCAGAGUUCAGGUGCCCGGACUCUUCAACGACCAGACCUUCACCGUCCACCUCAUCAUCCUCAGCAGCCCUCGCUCUGUGGCCGUAGCAGGAAACACUGAGCUCUCAGACGGGGACCUGAACGCACCGCACACCACCACAGGUCACAUCGCCCAGGAGGCAGGAAGUGACAUCACAGGAGACGACACCACGCAGAGUCUGGAGGUCAAAACAGGAAGCAAAGAAGAGGUCAGACCAAUCAGAGAAGGAGGAGGGGACCAGCGCCGUGUGGAGCGCACAGCUGUGCACAUCUGCAGAACACCUGAGAUCGUCGUUCAUCAUCGUUUCCAUAGCAACGCUCUUCACAUCUCCUGGGGUCAGCGUGACGUACGACCAGCAUCAGGAGCUCCACCCGCGAGUCCGCUGCAGACUCCGCCCACCAACCGCGAGGGUUUCGGUUCCCUGCAGCUCGGCUUACCAGAAGCUGCGAGCGAGGAGAGGAAGCUCUGA